CGCCUUAGGCCAGCGCUGUGUUGCCAUGACGACCGUGGCUGGGUCGCAGCAAAUUUUGUUGGAAACUCUCGCUGCAGGUUGAAGACGGUGUAUCUGUUUGCAGUGACUCAGUUUCCCAGGAAUAAAUUGGAACAGUAGGGAUAGCAAGUGCCAUGGGGAGCAAGAAGGAAAUGGCCCUGCAGGUCAACAUCAGUACCCAGGAACUUUGGGAGGAAAUGCUCAGUUCCAAAGGACUAACUGUCGUCGACAUCUACCAAGGCUGGUGUGGCCCCUGCAAGCCUGUGGUGAGCCUCUUCCAGAAGAUGAGGAUCGAGGUCGGCCUGGACCUUCUGCAUUUUGCAUUAGCAGAGGCGGACUGUCUUGAUGUCCUCAAAAAAUACAGAGGGAGGUGUGAGCCGACCUUUCUGUUUUAUGCAAUUGAAGAUGAGGCUCUUUCUGAUGAAGAUGAAUGCUUUUCCCACGAAAAGGAAGAUGGUGACGAUGAGGAUGCGGUGUCAUCAGAGAAGGCCUGCACCUUGGCAGUCAUUAAACCAGAUGCGGUCCAUGGGAAGAUGGAUGAGAUUAUCACGAAGAUCCAGGAAGCUGGGUUUGACAUUUUAACAAAUAAAGAGAGAGCCAUGAGAGAAGCAGAAAUGUGACUUUUCUACCAACACAGAGAUGGAGAGGAGGCAUUUAAGAAGCUGGUACAUCACAUGUGCAGUGGACCAAGCCACCUCCUCAACCUCACCAGGACUGAGGGCACCGAGGAAGUGGUCACCGCCUGGCAAACCCUCAUGGGACCCUGUGACCCCGAUGUGGCAAGGAGGGAGCAGCCUGACAGUCUCCGGGCUCAGUAUGGCACAGAAAUGCCCUUUAAUGCAGUCCAUGGAAGCCGGGACUCGGAAGACGCCCGCUGGGAACUGACACUGCUCUUCCCCAGUUUUAAGUUUUCAGACCAGGUUCCGGAAGCCCCUCUGGGUAAGUCAUCCAGGCAGAUCUGGUCUGUAUUAAAUCUGCAGCGGGGAUGGGGGGCGGGUACUGACAGUAACUAUGUGGUAACCAAGUCCUCCGUCUAAUAAGGGCCUGCUGGGGAAACAGGGCCCAUUACAUAACUUUAGCGGCAGUCCUGCUCUAUUGUGUUUUCAGAGUAACAGUUUUGCUUUUUCAUUACAUUUUUGGCUGCAUUUUUACUUUGAAGUCAAACUCUCGUUACAAAGUUACUUUGCAUUCUCCUGUGGAAACCACCCGGAAAAUGUAACUUUCUGGAAGCCCACUUCCAUGGCAGAGGCCAGAUGUUAUUCCCUCACUUUCUCUGUGCUCCACGUGCCCCAUCAAGCCCUUGGUGGGGUCACCGAGAAGCAGAGAGCUUCACAGAAGGGCCCUCUGCCCAUCGCUGCAAUGGCUCUCAUAUCCCUCAGAGCCCACAUUUUGGGAAAAGCAUGCUGGGUCAUCCCCACCUCCACAUCUGGGUGAGAAACCCACGGGGCUCAGAGUGCACGUGACUCACCCCACUCCACGAGUGGAAGAACCAGACACGGCCCGUGCUGCUCCUGUCACCGUGUUGCACGUCUCUGGGUUGAGUCUGAAGUGAGGUGGAAGGGGCCAGGGGGUGAACAUCCUGGGAAAAGCAAAGGAUGUGAGGGGGGGCAUUCUUGGGAGAAGCCUGCCUGCAGAUCUGAAACGGUAAUAACCCCCGUGUGCCUAAAUGUUUGGGUUUUAACCAGUCGGUUUACCUAAAUGUUUGAAAUGUUCGUCAUGGUCUCGUCAAGAUUUGAAUCCAAUCAAGCAAGAAUAGGUGGUUUGAGGGCGAGGAAAGGAAGGGCGGGAGCUGACCCCUGCUGGCCCUCGUUUAAUCCUGGUGCUGCCCGCUGCCAACUGAGGGACAAGCUGGGAGUGUGAUGGAGUUUAGGGAGCUGAGAAAUCCUGGGAAGUGUGGCUCUAUGUGGACCAGAGACCCAAGUCUGAACAUCCAAGUGCGGGCGAUGGUUCUCCAAAGCCAUCCUCUGUGGGAAGAACUCUCACUCUGGUGUGUUACUGCAAGGACCAGCUUUCCUUUGGGGGCCUGCCCUCAGGGAGAGCCCACGACAUGUUUCCUUAUGUGUCCAGGGUCAUGUGACAUCUUCAUCCUUUUGGGGGGGUGACUGGAAACAAGUAGGUAUGACUAUGGGAAAGGAGAGCAAACUGGCUGGGCACCACUCAUCGGGGGGCCAUCGGGGAGAGUGUUGGGAGAUCGUGAGCCUGACUUUUUGGCCUCAGGUGAUAAUGAACAAAGGGAACAAUUCCAGAAGGGUCUGAGCCUAGACCACACCUGGGAGUGAGUGCACAGCCUCGUUGGGGUGUGGUGUUCUGCCCCUUUGUCUGACAUGUAUGUUGUGCCUUCUCAGUUGUCAGGGGCAGAGUGUGCUUUCCACGUACCCAGCACUUCUUCUGGGCCCUGGAGACAGGAUCCUGGGUUUGAAUCCUGGCUCCACUAUCUAUCAGCUGAAUAGCCUCGGGAAAGUUACUUCCCUUUUUGGACCUCAGUUUCCUCAUUUGUGAAAUGGAGAUAAUGAGAGGCCCAUUAUAGCCCCAUAAUAAUCAUCUUCCUCAGAGGGCUCUUGUGAAGAUGAAAGGAGACAAAGCACGGUGAAGCUCUUAGCCUGGGGCCUGACACACAUCAAGUGCUCAACCAAUGUCACUUGCUCUCCUCAUUUUUUCCGAGUCCCUAACACACAUAUUAGGACCUCUCUCUGCUGCUCCGUCCACCCUGACCCCUAACUUCACCGUCUGUGAUGUACUUAGAUUUCCCCUUUCCGCUGUUCCUUUGCGGACAGUUUGGGGACAGGGCUGCUGUAAGAAGUCCUACAGCAUGCCUGUUGUCCCACAGGCCUCGAGGCCGAAGGAGAGGGCGCCGGUGAGGCGCUGUACUCCCCCGAGGACGUGGACAAGGCGGCCUGCGACCAGGCUGAGGCCGUGAGAUGAAGCACCAGUGCACUCAUAUCUGCUGCACGUAAGGAAACCUCCAGAACCGAAACUUCCUCUUUUGAGCACCGAUACUUUUUUGGUUUAGUUAUCGUUCAUGAAUAAAAAUAAUAGUAUCCACUUUCCUGCCUUAUUAAACAGUACGAAUAUGGAACAUGUACUUUUUUUUGGCCAUCUCUGGGAUUUUAGAAAAUAAAUGGACAUCAGUCCUUGAACUCUGCCGUGAUACAGUGUCAUCUCAGGGGAUACUGAGUUACAGAGGACAGUGUUUCCCAGUAAUAAAUCUACGUUAUGGAUGAAACAAUUUUAGAGCUUAACUUGGUAACGACGGACUUGAAAAUAGUCCAACAAGAUUGAAUGUGACACUUCAGGGCUUACUGACAUGGGGGCAGAUAUAAAUCAGCUUUAAAUGUUCAUGCUGCCCACCCAGGCCACAAGGGUAGUCCUGGAAUAGGCCAGAUUCUUCUCCACGAAUCAGGGCAUGUUCAGAAAGCAAUGCUUGGGGGUUACAUUUGGAACCAGGGUUCAUCUAAUUUUCUUGAUGCCCCCUUCCCCCAUUUCUUUGGUUUCUGAUUUUGGCUAAAGUCUAAUUUUAAAACCUGAGCACUCCUAGUUGUGGCGCCCCCUUUCACUACUGCCUGGUUUAGCUGUCCCUCCAUGGGACACAGGAGGUUUUCAGUAACUAGCUUUACCCCUGUGAAUAGUAACAUGCCAGCUACCCUCUCACCGGUUUGCUCUUUGGUUUAUCUGUAAAUUCACUGAGCCCAGGCAUACUCUCCUCUCUGACUGAGGAAAAGGCUGUGUUCUUCUACACCACGAGGCAAAUGGCAGAGAUUUCCUUCUCAUCUGCUGGUUUUCUCCAGGGGGCUUCGUGCUUAUGACUUGAAGCAGCUCUUUAAAUGGGUAGUUAGCUCCCAGAAGACUGUCCUUUACGGAUGCACUACUCUUUCCCCCGGCCUGUAGCAUGAGGCCCUCCGUGCUGGCACCGGCGACAGGAUGAGUCAGGCUGCAGAAGGCGGGGACACCGGGUGGCCUGUGACAGCGGGUGGGUGGCUGCACUUCCCAUGACCUUGUGUCACCUCUAGAUGGAAACAUGCCUGCCCACUGUGCUCAGCGCAUCAGCACAGGCCUCUGUGAGAAACACCCAGCAGAGCCCUCCCUGACAGAAUCCGUCAGGAGAGUUGAAUCUACUGUUCCAGGUCCCCAGGCACAUAGCCCACCAUGGGGCUGUGCUCUUCCCUUUGUGAGUGGCCUCGAGACGGGGACUCGGUUGGCCUGUGUUCACCUCAGAGCUGGCAAUAGGGCCCGACGCCUGCUCUUCCACACCACAGGUGCUGUGUGGCUCUGAAUGAGCUGCUUGGGGUACACCCAGCUGACAGCUAUCUAGUCUCCCCGGAAGCUGGGAGGCCAAACUCCCAUCACUGGAGAGAUGAGAGGUAAUAAAUGGAGUGACCAAGGCCUCUGAAAGCAGGGGACAGAGAAGAGCAGGUGGGGGAACUGGCCCGUGUGUGCUGGUGUCUGUGAUGACCUUUCAGCCUCCCCAGGAAGCGGCUGGGAGUGGCAGGGCUGGGACAGGGAAAGCAGGAGGGACGCUAGGUGAUAGGGCUGGGGUGGGAGGUGUGAUGACAUGCUCCUUCCUUCUAUUGCACGGUAGGGCGCUUCUUUUCUCAGAGUCCAGAAGGUUCCUGGCGGAAAGAAUGGGGCUAGGGCAGAGGGGGAGGAAGAGAAGUGCUGUGUGGCUCUAAAUGAACUGCUGGGGGUACACCCAGCUGGCAGCCAUCUGGAGGAAGGCUGAACUAUCUGCUUGCUCACUGUCUGAGGACGGAACUCCUUGGCAGAGACCCUGGGCCUGCAGGGUGGGUGCCAUUUUAGGCGUUAAGGCUCCUCCUGGGUGUGAGCGCCUGACAGGGUGGAGGGCAGGCCUAGCCCCACGAAGUGAAGGACACGGCUUGACUAGCUCAGGCCCUCCACUCAGCCAGGGCUGCAGGGAGAGAGGGAGGAAGGUGGCUCGGUGGGUCCCAAUGUGGCCUUGGCGGGGGCCCCCUCCGCUUUCCCUGAGGCCAGGUCAUGGAACAAAACUUCCCUCGUGCUGGGAACUGACACAUACCUCCCUGCCCAGCAACCAGGGAAGGUCAGUGCAAAGGAGUAGGACUGGGAAAGCACCGGCCCCUAUCCCAGGUGGCAAGGUGUCCGGAACCUCCCCGUCGGCUCUCCAGCAGGAUCUGGGGUCAGUCCCCCCUUCCCAGGCCUCGCUUCCAAGUUUCCCCUGUGGCGGGGGAAUCACCUCACCAUCUUCCCCCCACGCUCUAGGGCAGGCGCCCUUGGUUCUCUCUCCGGUUCUAGUGAGGCCAAGAGACAGGAGGUGCGUCCCUACACUUCAGAGACGGGGAAGAGAAGGCGGCGCCCAGUAAAUGCAGGGCGUCUGUGCAGACGGUCAUUUGACAAGCUCUGGGCCUGAGUCCAGUGGGUGGUGGCAGGGGAGGAGUGGCAUAGGACCGAGUGGGGAGUCCUGGUGGCUGGAAGUGGCCGCCUGUAAAGACCAGGAAGA
This is a messenger RNA of Orcinus orca (killer whale), 5488 nucleotides long. RefSeq names its product NME/NM23 family member 9 (gene NME9). The record is from RefSeq and is a predicted model, not a curated record. Lineage: Eukaryota; Metazoa; Chordata; Mammalia; Artiodactyla; Delphinidae. Gene Ontology annotation, biological process: UTP biosynthetic process; GTP biosynthetic process; CTP biosynthetic process. Gene Ontology annotation, molecular function: nucleoside diphosphate kinase activity.